Molecule: messenger RNA, 651 nt
Organism: Meyerozyma guilliermondii ATCC 6260
Lineage: Eukaryota; Fungi; Ascomycota; Pichiomycetes; Serinales; Debaryomycetaceae
Exons: 1
Coding region: 1-651 (216 amino acids)
Cellular component (GO): membrane
Molecular function (GO): transmembrane transporter activity
Source: RefSeq, a predicted model, not a curated record
AUGGUUAUCGAGGCUUUGACAGACUGGAAAACUUGGGUCAUGGUGGUGUUUGUAUUGUCCAUCAAUAUCAGCAAUGGUGCCUUGGUGACAUUUGCAGCACAAAUUGUCUCAGGUUUAGGUUACUCACCGAUCAGAACUACCUUGCUUGGAAUGCCCACUGGAGUGUUUAUGACAUUAAGCAGUUGGCUCAUUGCCUUGCCUGGUCUCUACUUCCCCAAGAAAUUCCGUACCAUAUGUGCUGGUACCAUCUGCUUAUGUCCUUUGAUUUGCUGUGCAUUGAUGAUGACUCUCCACAACAAACAUGGUUUGCUCGUUGCUUACUAUUUCUUUUACUUCUACUGGGGUCCUUACGUAUGUAUGACGUCGUUGUCCAUGGCCAACACCUCGGGCCAUACAAAAAAGACUAUCGUCAAUACGGUGAAUUUUGUGUCUUAUUGUGUGUCCAACAUCAUUGCUCCACAAUUCUUUCUCGCCAAACAGGCACCUCAUUACCUUACUGGUUAUCAUGCUAUUUUAGGCUUUACCUCCGCAGCUUGUCUUUCAAUUUUGGCUUAUGGUGCUGGAUGCUAUAUGGAAAAUGCUAGGAGAGACAAGCUCUACGGACCACCAUCAUUGGAUUUUGAAGAGGAUGCCAAAAGAUUUGACAGAUAA